Mucor velutinosus is the source of this 444-nucleotide messenger RNA. RefSeq names its product ER membrane glycoprotein subunit of the GPI transamidase complex-like protein (gene GPI18). NCBI's taxonomy places the organism in Eukaryota, Fungi, Mucoromycota, Mucoromycetes, Mucorales, Mucoraceae. Bases 1 to 444 code for a protein of 147 amino acids. The record is from RefSeq and is a predicted model, not a curated record. The transcript has a single exon.
AUGACCUCCACCUAUACCUCCGCUGUUGGUUUCUCUUAUAACGAGCUUAAGUAUCAACAACACUCUUUUCCUUACCAAUCCCAAGAACAAGAAUUACAGGAAGCGGAAGAGAAAUAUUGCUAUGCACAGUAUGAUUUACAAGUUGCCAACGCAGUGGCGGAAGCUGACUAUGAGGAUUACUAUUGUGAAUAUCAAUACCAAGAUGAAUGUGACCAAGAUGAAUAUAUGGAAGAGUACGAUGAUGAAGAGCCUCAACAAUACCAGCAAGAUCCUUCCUAUGACUAUAGAAAUGAUUCCUUAUUGUCUCUUGUGGUUGGUGUCCAAAACUACCUCACUGAACAAGCUGAUCAAUCUUCCAAAUGCGAUUCUCCACUCUACAAUCUUCAAUACAAAAUGUAUGUUUACAUGCGUCAAAGAGCCAUCGAACUCGGCGUGCAAUUUUGA